AUGAAGGCUGCAUCUGUUUCUCUGCUCCUUGGUGUGUGUGUGCUGCUGCUGUCUGCACUGACUGUUUCUGCAGUCUCUCUGUCUGUCAGUCCAAACCUUCAGCAGUUCUUCAGAGGAUCUUCUUCAGUGUCUCUGAGCUGUGUUGAUGGAUGGACAGUGAGGAGGACCAGAGGAGGACUCACUGAGGACUGUGGAGCAGGUUUCGGGUCAGUUCAUGAAUCCUCCUGUAUUCUGGAUCUCUCCUUCUCCACUGAUGGAAGUUACUUCUGUGAAAACUCUUCUGGACAGCAGAGCGAUGAAGUCUCCAUCAGUGUUUCAGCUGAUUCUCUGAUCCUGAAAAUUCCUGCACUUCCUGUGAGGACAGGAAGUGACAUCACCCUGCAUUGCAGACAAAAGGAUGGUAACACAGUCGCAGCUUAUUUCAUUUUUAAUGGAAGUAAUGUUGGAUCUGGACGUAAAUCAGAGCACACCAUCACUAACAUCCAGCAGUCUGAUGAAGGUCUCUACUCAUGUUCCACUGAUACAUUGGGAUCAUCUCCUCAGAGCUUUCUGAGGGUCAGAGCCCUCCCUCCUCAUCGUCUCUCCUCCUCCAUCAUUCCAGUUGUAGCAGUUCUGGUUUCUGUGGUUCUUCUGGUUCUGGUUGGAGUUCUGUUCUUCUACAGGAAACUAAAAGGAAGAAGCGACUCCUCCCCACCUGUGACUUAUGCUGAUGUCACCACCACACAGAGAGGUCCUGCUGAGGUCGAUUAUGGUCAGGUGGUCUUCAAGAAUAAGAAGAAAGCUGGCAGGAUGACAGGUAUAGAUGAUGAUGAUCAUCAUCAUCAUUGCCAUCAUCAUCCCCCGGACUGA
This is a messenger RNA of Archocentrus centrarchus (flier cichlid), 849 nucleotides long. RefSeq lists its product as uncharacterized. The coding region runs from base 1 to 849 and encodes 282 amino acids. Gene Ontology annotation, cellular component: external side of plasma membrane. NCBI's taxonomy places the organism in Eukaryota, Metazoa, Chordata, Actinopteri, Cichliformes, Cichlidae. Gene Ontology annotation, molecular function: transmembrane signaling receptor activity. Gene Ontology annotation, biological process: immune response; cell surface receptor signaling pathway. The transcript has 8 exons. The record is from RefSeq and is a predicted model, not a curated record.